AUGUGCCGCUGGUUCGCCUACAUCUCCCCUACCGAGCCCUGCCUCCUCGACGAUGUCCUGGUCCGGCCCCCCAACUCCCUCGCCAAACAAGUGCACGAGCAUUACCUCCCCCAACUCAUCGCCCACAACCCGGAAGACCUCAAAAGCGCCGAUCACCUGACCACAGCCCGCAACAGUAUCUACAACAUCGAUGGUGCGGGGGUAGCAUGGUACACUACUUCCCUCUCCGCCUUCGAGUCGCCAAACAGCGAUGACAACGACCUCAUGCCCGCGGUCUACAAGACGAUUGUCCCGCCGUCCAACGAUCUGAGUUUUAGGAGUAUAGCCAGGAACACGGAGACGAAAUGCUGUUUUGCGCAUAUUCGAGCAGCGUCUGGGACGCCGAUUGUGCAGGUCAAUAACCACCCGUUUGUUUUUGGCCGGCAUACUUUUAUGCAUAAUGGGGUCGUGUCGAAUUGGGGGGCGAUCAAGAGAAGUGUUUGUGGGGAGAUGAGUGAGGCGGCUUUUGCUGGGGUGGUCGGUGGCACCGACUCCGAACACAUGGCCGCCCUUUACAUGACCUACCUCACCUCAUCCGGCGACUCCAACAGUUUCCUCAAACCCUACACCCUGGAGCAAAUGGCCACAGCCAUGCACAAAACCGUCUCCACAAUCAUAACCACCCAACUCCGGCUUCUCGGCCGCUCCAAAGCCGCACCCAACAGCCUCAACCUCUGCGCCACCGACGGACAAAAACUAAUAGCCUACCGCUUCCGAAAUCACGCAACAGAACAACCGCCAUCGCUCUACUACUCCACUAAAGCCGGCACUACCCUAAAUCGAAAAUACCCCGAUGUAGCGGACGGCAAGGACGUAGAAGGACGGUAUGAGGGCCUGGCGGUGGAGAGCCACGGCGAGCAUUUGAUCGUGGCGAGUGAGCCCAGUACGUAUAAGGCCGAGGAUUGGCAUUUGAUUGGGAAGAAUCAGUGUGUGGCUGCUGAGGCGGGGGGGAGGUUUGAGGUGAGGGAUGUGCCGUAUAGGGAUGAGUGGGAUGUUGAGGAUCCGAUGGCUGAGUUUCAUACUUGA
Molecule: messenger RNA, 1065 nt
Organism: Recurvomyces mirabilis
Lineage: Eukaryota; Fungi; Ascomycota; Dothideomycetes; Mycosphaerellales; Teratosphaeriaceae
Exons: 3
Coding region: 1-1065 (354 amino acids)
Biological process (GO): glutathione catabolic process
Cellular component (GO): cytoplasm; glutathione hydrolase complex
Molecular function (GO): omega peptidase activity
Source: RefSeq, a predicted model, not a curated record